AUGUCAACCGCCUACGCAAUAUCCAAAGCUGGCGCCGAUAUUAUGACCAAAACACUGGCCCUUGAAUUGGGCCCCAGAAUACGAUUAAACACAAUCAGCCCCGGAUAUACUGAAACAAAUAUUAAUGAUGGUGCUGAUCCAGAAAUGACAAAAAUGUUGCAACAAGAAAUGUUUAAACGCAUACCAUUACAAAAAGUUGGUCAACCCCUGGAUGUGGCCAAUGCUGCCGUGUUUUUGGCCUCAAAGGACGCGCAAAAUGGACGCAAUUUUACGGGUAAAGUAGUGUUAGUGACGGGUUCGAGCUCCGGGAUCGGGGAGGGAAUCGUUAAGCUAUUCUCGACUCUCGGGGCCAAUGUUGUGGUCACCGGACGUAAAGCGGAUCGAGUGAAACGUGUGGCCAAAGAGGCACAAGAAUUGUCACCUAAUAAACUCAAGCCGUUAGAAAUUGUGGCCGAUGUGACCAAAAGCGGCGAUUUAAACAAAUUAAUGAAUGAAACUAUAAGAACAUUUGGGAAAUUAGAUGUGUUGGUCAACAAUGCGGGCAUAGGUCAGGCCUCACACAUAAAAGACCCAAACUUUAUGAAAGUGUUCGACCAUUUAAUACGGCUUAAUCUAAGGGCUUACUUAAAGUUAACCCAUUUGGCGGUUCCUUAUUUAGAGGCCACGAAUGGCACAGUUAUUAGUAUAUCAAGUAUUGCGGGAUUGGUUCCGGCUAAAAUGACAACCGCCUACGCUAUAUCCAAAGCGGGCGGUGAUAUUAUGACCAAAACACUGGCUCUGGAAUUAGGCCCCAGAAUACGAGUGAAUUCAAUCAGUCCCGGAAAUACUCGGACAAACAUUAAUGAAAAUGCUGGUGAUAUGGAUCCGACCAUGCUCAAAUGGUUUGAACAGGAGAUGUUUAAACGCAUACCACUGCAAAAGGUCGGUCAGCCCCUGGAUAUGGCCAAUGGGGUGGCAUUUUUGGCCUCAAAUGAAGCCCAGUAUAUAACUGGUGUUAAUCUAGUGAUUGACGGCGGGGCAAACAUUUAUCGCAAUUUAAGUGAUGAGGAUUACAGUCAAGUGAAAAAGUCGCGCAAUUUCACGGGGAAAGUAGUGUUGACAACUGGCUCGAGCUCUGGCAUCGGCGAGGGAAUAGUCAAACUGUUCUCACUAUUGGGAGCCAGUGUUGUGGUCACCGGACGUAACGUCACAGACAUUCAUAGGGUGGCCAAAGAGGUUCAUGAGUUGUCUCCGCAAAAAUUAAAGCCACUGGAAGUGACCGCUGAUGUGACCAAAAGUGAUGAUUUACAGCGACUGCUAAACGAGACAAUCAAAACGUACGGCAAAUUGGAUGUAUUGGUGAACAACGCGGGCAUUGGCCCGACAGCCGGUGUGCGGGACAAGGCUUUCAUGGAUGUGUUUGACCGCACAAUUGACGUCAAUCUCAGGGCUUACGCAGAGCUCUGCCAUUUGGCGGUCGACUAUUUGGACCAAACAAACGGCACUAUUAUUAGCAUCUCUAGCAUCGCGUCCGCACACCCGUAUAUAGCAAACAUGGCGUACGAAGUGUCCAAAUCGGGCGUCGAUAUGAUGACUAAAGUGUUGGCCCUGGAGUUGGGCCCCAGGAUUCGCGUCAACGCUAUUAAUCCAGGCCUAGUGGAGAGCAAUUUGAUGGGUUCGGUGCCACCGGUCAUUGUCGACGCUCUCCGGAAGGAAUUGAUAGCCCGGACACCACUCAAGCGAAUCGGCCAACCCUUGGAUAUCGCCAAAGGGGUCGCCUUUUUGGCCUCAACUGAUGCCCAGUUUAUUACAGGCGCUAAUCUGUUCAUAGAUGGCGGUCUAGUAUACAACGUACCUGGAUUUUAA
This is a messenger RNA of Medioppia subpectinata, 1845 nucleotides long. NCBI's taxonomy places the organism in Eukaryota, Metazoa, Arthropoda, Arachnida, Sarcoptiformes, Oppiidae. The record is from the annotation of a GenBank genome assembly.